AUUAUCAUCUUGAUAAUUCCUCAAUUUCAAAAAAAUAAAAUAAAAUUUAUCUUGAUUGUUUCUCCACAUAUAUAUAUAUUAACUAACCUCUAUUAACCAAUGUCAUUAUUCUCUUUUAAAAAUUUUGAUAAUUCCAACGUAACACUAUCAAUUUUUAAUCUAUGCCUCCUUUCCAAAUUAAGCAUCUACUAUAUUUGGUGAUUGUUGGUCUCUUGAUGACAAUAAAGGGAGGUACAAGCCAAGCUUGUGCAGCUUGCAGGUUCCAACGUCGAAAAUGUGCCCCCGAUUGUCUAUUAGCCCCUUAUUUCCCCGCCGAUAACCCUAAGAUGUUCCAAUGUGCCCAUCGAUUGUACGGAGUGUGUAACAUCACCAAAAUACUUAAAAAACUAGAUACCAAAGACCUAAAAGACGAGGCUAUGAAAUCUAUUAUAUAUGAGUGUGAAAUGCGUCAAAGGCAUCCUGUUUAUGGUUGUUCUUUUGCUAUGUGGCAACUUAAUGAUCGAUUGAGUCGACUUCAAGAGGAGCUUUAUUACGUUCAAUCGUGGCUAGCUAUAUUAAAAAAUAAAGAACAUAGUCUAGGCCAUGGCCUUGUAACGGUUGAUCCUACCCACCCAUCCUCUAUCCAACCUUCACAACUUCAACUAGACUCGGCCCCAAAUACUAGUUAUAACCCGCAUCAUCAGUCUAGCGUUGAUAUGUACUUAGCCCCGAACAAAUUUCUUGUAGGUGACAAGGAUGUUGCGUUUGCUGAACCAAAUGAAGACGUGAAGCCUUCGUUGUUAUUGCAACAACAACAACAACAAUAUGGUGCCAAUAAUAACUAUUGUGUUAAUAGUUUUAGUAAUAAUGAAAUGAAACAAUUUAUGAUUUCACAAGGAAUUCCUCUACAACAAGAACUUGAUGAGAUAUCUCAUAAUCAUUAUGAUGAUUUGCCUUUCGAUACAAUUGCUGAUGAUCAACAAUCAUACAUCGAGUCCAAGGGUGUUUGUGAAUCAAGUGCUGAGUCAACAAUGAAGGACAGCAUACAAUCAAUGGAAACAUUUUCUCAAAAUCAUGAACUUAAAACUGCUGCUGCAUGCUUCAGUCUUACCAGCGUUAAUUGA
Molecule: messenger RNA, 1103 nt
Organism: Chenopodium quinoa (quinoa)
Lineage: Eukaryota; Viridiplantae; Streptophyta; Magnoliopsida; Caryophyllales; Amaranthaceae
Product: LOB domain-containing protein 27-like
Exons: 2
Coding region: 162-1103 (313 amino acids)
Source: RefSeq, a predicted model, not a curated record